GGCUGCACAGGCAGAAGGGCUAGACAGACCAAGAAGCAGGACGGUGGUGUGGUCAUAUGGGGCAGCACGAAUGCACGCUUGACAGAGUCAAGUGUUUGGGAGAUGCAGGUGACUGCAGAGUCAGGAGGUGCCAGGGGCAGAACAGGGUGGAGGCGGUGCGUAGAGAUGGAGACAGAGACGUAACAGCUUCACUGUCUCCUUGUGUGCUGGUUGAAGGGGCCAGCCAGGAAGCUCAGGAGGCCCCUGCCUGUCUAGACCAGGAAAUACCAGAGUGAGGGCUGGGACAGGGUGCGGCUAGGCAGAGGGCCGGCAGGGAAGCGGGAGGCCCGAAGACCUCAGCAGUCGCCUGCUGUGGGCAGAGUGGGCUUGUGGAAGACAAAGCAGGUCCAGCUGCAGCCGACGGCCACAGGGACAGAGGUGACCUACCUGUGCAUGCCAGAACUGGCUGCACCCCACCCCACUGUGACACCGAGCCAGGCUGGGGAGCUUGAGGAGGCCAGUUCCUGCCGGGAACUUGCUGUGUGCUGCUGGGAGACUGCAGGUCCUGAAUGAUGGUGAGGUGUCUAGGACACCCUACACGGGCCGUUCCUGGGACACUCAGGAGCCAGAGCCGUGUCUGAGCAGGGACGAACAGAAGUCACCAUGUGCAGCCCAGAGGAGGCCCUGCUGAAGCUAGAGGAUGCCUUCCUGGCCAAGUUGGCCCUCAUCAACACCCACAUCCUGCAGCCUUUGCUCUUGGUCGACCCAGAGCCCUCAGAGCCCAGGGGUCAAGAGUGCCUGCAGCUCUUGCAGCAGCUGCACAGGAGCUCCCAGCAGCUGUGGCAACUGACCAAGCAGAGCCUGCAGUCCCUGCAGAGGAGGCUGUGCCAGCCACGCACCACUGGCCUGGAGUCCCUGGUGCUGCUGGGCAGUGCUGACCGCAUCCUGCAGGUCCACCUGGAGUACAUCGAGUCCUACACAAGCUGCGUGGUGGUGCAGGUCUUCCAGCAGGUGGCAAAGAGGAACAGAGAAUACUGGCAGAUACAGAGCAGGCUGCUGCAGAAGCACCUGUCUGGUGUGAGCUUCGAGGGCCCAGUGGAUGCCCUGCUGGGCCAGGCCCUGCACCAACCACUGGCACAGCACCUGCAGCAGUGUGUGCCCCUCCUGUUGCGCCUCAGGGGCACCCUCGGAGAGAGCCACCCUGCCUGGGAGCUGGUCAUGAAUGCCAUCACCCUCCAUGGGAACCUGCAGUCCUUCCUUGGGCAAGAGCUGGACCAGGCUGCAGCCACCCAGGCCCUGGGGCACAGCCUGAGAAACCACCUAAAGGACAUGCUCUGCACCCCGGCUCACCGCCUCCUGCAGGACAGCCAGGACAUCCCUGUGAGGGCCACACCCCUGCAGGCUGAGCGUGUGCUGCUCUUCGAUGACACCCUGGUGCUGCUGCAGGGCCCCAGUGUCCACUCCUUUGAUCUGAGGCUGGUGUGGGUGCACCCCGGGCAGGACAGGUGCACAUUCUGUGUCCUAACUCCCGAAGAGGAACUCUCCUUGAGGGCCAGGGACUCCCUGGGCCGGGCGGUGUGGCAGAGGAAAGUGAGCCAGGCUGUGUGCCAGGCCCUGCGUGGGAAGAAGGAUUUCCCAGUGCUGGGAGCCGGCCUGGCACCCUCUGAGCCCCCAGCCUGCCGCUCUGUGGCCUAUACCUUCUGUGCCGAGGGCCGCCUCUGUCGGGCCACCUACGAGGGCGAGUGGCGCUCAGGCAAGCCCCAUGGCAAGGGGACCUUGAAGUGGCCGGAUGGGCGGAAUCACGUGGGGAAUUUCCGCUGGGGGCUGGAGCAUGGCUUCGGCAUAUACCUGGUUCCCAAGGCCACCGAGGACACAUUUGACUGCUACAAGUGCCACUGGGAGGAGGGCCGCAUGUCCGGCUACGGCAUCUGUGAGUAUGGCUCGGUGGAGGUGUACAAGGGCUACUUCCAGGCCGGCCUGCGCCAUGGGUUUGGGGUCCUGGACAGUGCGCCACAGGCUGCCCGGCCCUUCCGGUACACAGGCCACUGGGAGAAGGACCAGAGGAGUGGCUACGGAAUCCAGGAGGACAGCAACAGGGGUGAGCGUUACAUCGGCAUGUGGCAGACUGACCAGCGCCAUGGCCCAGGCGUCGUUGUCACGCAGGCGGGAGUCUGUUACCAGGGCACUUUCCAGGCCGACAAGAUGGUGGGCCCCGGCAUCCUCCUCUCGGAAGACGACUCUCUAUACGAGGGCACCUUCAGCCGUGACCUGACCCCCGAGGGGAAGGGCAAGAUCACCUUCUCCACCGGCUUCACCCUGGAGGGCUCAUUUGGCAGUGGGACAGGGAGAGGGCUAUACACCCAGGGGGUGCUGGACACGGCUGCCCUCCCACCCGACCCCAGCAGCACCCGCAAGAGGCAGCUGGGUGUGGGCGCCUUCCCCGUGGAGAGCCGCUGGCUAGGCGUCUACCGCCCCUUCCAGGACUUUGUGCUGGCCGGCUGCCCCGGAGAGCUGCAGGAGGCCCUGCUGGGUUUCCAUGCACAGAGCCGACGGGAGCUGCGCCGGGACCAGCACUAUCUGAGCUGUGUGAGGAACUGCCCAGAGGACGAGGCAGGAAGGAUGGAGGACAUCCUGGAUGAGCUGCUGUGGUACCGGGAGCCCGCAGCCCUGCAGCAGUACCUCCGGAAGGCUCUGAGAUCUGCAAGGCACCCACUGGGGAAGCUGCUCCGUACCCUGAUGCUGACCUUCCAGGCCACCUACACAGGCCUUGGGGCCAAUAAGCACCUGCAGGGGCUGGCGCAGGAGGAGGUGAAACAGCAUGCCCGCGAGCUCUGGGCUGCCUAUAGGGGUCUGCUGCAGGUGGCCUUACAGCGCAAGGGCCGGGCCCCAGAGGAGGAGUCUGAAGACACAGAGAUAAGGGACAUGCAGGUGCAUGGACUGAUGCUGCCCCUUGUGCUGCCCAGCUUCUACUCAGAGCUCUUCACCCUCUACCUGCUUCUGCACGAGAGGGAGGAUGCUCUCUACAGCCAGGGCAUCACCAACCUCAGCCUGUUUCCUGACACCAAGCUGCUGGAGUUCCUGGACGUGCACAAGCACCUGUGGCCUCUCAAGGACCUCCAGCUGACCAGCAAUCAGCGGAGCUCCCUGGUCAGGGACAAAUGUUUCCUGUCAGCCAUCGAGUGCCUACAGAAGAUCAUCAACUGCUGCAGCACCACUGUGGACCCCCGGGAGAAGCUGGGCAUGCUGGAGAAGACGUGCCGCGAGAUCGAGGCCACGGUGUCCCAUGUGCUGGGCCGGGAACACAAGCUGCCCAUGGAUGACCUGCUGCCGCUGCUCCUCUAUGUGGUGUCACGGGCACGAAUCCAGCAUCUGGGGGCCGAGAUCCACCUGAUCCGGGACAUGAUGGACCCCGUGCACACGAGUGGCCUCUACGACUUCAUGCUCACAGCCCUGGAGUCCUGCUAUGAGCACAUCUGGAAGGAUAUGAGGCUGCGCCGCCUGCCUGGCCACUGGGACCUCAGGAGCCUCUGCUAGCUCUGUGCCUGGGCACACACCUCCUGCCCAUGCCUGGAGCCAGUGCCACGCACAGGGCGGGCCUGGGGGGUUGGUGCCUAGUUCUCUCAGGAGCGCCUCCCACUUCCCUGGCUGCAUGAGGGCAGGGGACAGGGUGCUGGCCUCCAGGCCAGUCUCUGAUGACCUCCGCACCUGGGGGCGAGGAGCCCCUGUUCCCUGAGAAUGUGCCCACGUGACCCUGUCUCUGCUGCCACAUACCUGGGCAGAAGGCUCCGUCCUACAGCAAGCUCUGUCCCCGGGAGUGUCCCUUAGGACACGCCACCUCCCCGGCUCUGCCCUGGGCCUGCUGGGUGUGGGCUUGGAAUUCAGGAGCGCAGUUUGCUCACCUGUCUCACGGAUUGGCCAAGCCUUACCCUCAGCAAGUCUCAAGUAGCCUGUGAUCCACCUGCUGUGGCAUCUGGACCUUCAGGGGACACAGCACUGAGCCAUGAGGCCAGCCUUGUUUCUAACUGAGAAGCACCUGUCGAGGCCAGCUUGAUCUUGGGGCAGCCCCGUUCCUGUAAGAAAGCCCCUCACACUGAGCCAAGGCUGGUUUCCCAGCAGCCUCAGGGCAGGGCCCCAGGGACCACCACGCCUGGCUGCGCUUCCAUGCCCUCCUCCAGAAGAACUGGGAAAGGUUUCUGGUCUGGUUCUACCCAGUGUGUCAGUCUGAACACAGGGCCAGAGCUCUGGUCCUGCCAGUUGCUGUGACAAAACAUCUGAGAAGAGUGACCUAGAGGAACAGAGGUUUAUUUUGGCUCAGGGUUUCAGACACUUCGGAGGCUUCAGAAGUUCAUGGUCAUGGUCAGCCAGCCCCGCUGCCUGCGGUCAGUGACCAGGCAGAAACAUGGCAGGCAGGCGGCUGAGGAGGGCUCCUCACCUCAUGGCAGCCAGGAAAGACGGGAAGACGGAGAGGGCAGAGAGGAGAGAAGAAGAGGGAGAGAGGAGAAGAGGCCAAGGACAAGAAACGCCUUCCCCUCAGCACCUCCAGUGGCCAUGCCCCUUCAGCCUGGCCCCACCUCCUGAGCCGAGCCUCACAGCUAGGCCAGGCUUCCUCCCUGUCUCCUAAGUGAACACUAUUUGAGGGGUGCUUUUCUGGAGCAUUACUACAGUUAGACCCUGCUUUUUCUUCCGUUUCAGCAAAGAGCCCAUUUUAUCUUUUAAUGGCAUCUUCUGCCUGUGGGUGAUGUCAUUAAAGGUCUCACAAAUG
Octodon degus (degu) is the source of this 4741-nucleotide messenger RNA. RefSeq names its product ALS2 C-terminal like (gene Als2cl). The record is from RefSeq and is a predicted model, not a curated record. Bases 643 to 3513 code for a protein of 956 amino acids. The transcript has 27 exons. NCBI's taxonomy places the organism in Eukaryota, Metazoa, Chordata, Mammalia, Rodentia, Octodontidae.